Molecule: messenger RNA, 1082 nt
Organism: Daldinia caldariorum
Lineage: Eukaryota; Fungi; Ascomycota; Sordariomycetes; Xylariales; Hypoxylaceae
Product: cell wall protein PhiA
Exons: 2
Coding region: 363-938 (191 amino acids)
Source: RefSeq, a predicted model, not a curated record
CACCGGUAGACGGUCCCACAUCUCAAGACACCCCUUGAAAUAGCCCCAGAACUCGAACCAAUCGGCUCGGAAUUGGGUUGCCCUACAACGGAGUAUCGCCAAGAACGCUUCUGCUUCUCGUAUUCUCUCCACCUUCAACCUUCAACCUUCGUAUUGACCAUGCUGCACCUCGGCUGUAUGCAAAUGAUGCCAGUCAGGGGCUCUCCUUUUUUUACAGAGUUAUAAAGGAUUGCCUAGAAAACGAAUGAUAUAAAAGCUUCAUCCAUUGCUCUCAAAACUUAUUUCUUGUCGAUACCACAUUCAACAGAAAAUCUACCUCAGCACAUCUCUAUUUUACUUCAGUCAAUACAUAGCCGCCCAUCAUGUUCAAGCAACUCGCUCUUACACUCCCAUUCUUGGUCGGGGCUUCGACUGCUAUGCCACAGGCAACCCCAGGAGCAAAAAUCGCACCCGGCGCCAAAUUCUCGCUCAUGGCUCUCCGAUCCGCCAGUGAGGUUCAUUUUGCCGGUUUCGAAGCCGCCAAGAGUAGUCUCUUCUUAAAGCUUCCCAGCCAGAACGCCUCAUGCGAUGCUGGCCCUGCCGAUUAUGCCACAUUCUAUCUUCAGGACGACGGCGGCCUCUACCUCUAUGCCGCAUCCGCAACACCUCAGCAGCUUUAUGUCGAUCGCUCGGGAAUGGGCCAGGGUAAGCUCGGCUACACGACUGGAGCUCAACCGACCCCCCGAAACGGCGAAAGGACUUCCUUCGCGCUUGACGAAAGCAAUGACUUGACUUUCAACGGAGCAGGCUUCAUCGCUUGCCCUGAUAGCAUAGACGGCGCCUGGAGUGUGUGGGUUUCUGCGGGUGUAAACCAGCCUGCAGGUAACCAAGGCUGUCUUGGAAUCUCAGUACGUGCUGUGGAGGUUUCCAAGCCUAAUGGUUGCUUGUAUACGGAGUAAUUAGUUGAGAUGGUGUCAGGAGUCUCACUUGAGUCCUUGAGGAUAAAGAACAUGUUUGUAUACAGCUUUGGCUUCAAAGCUAUCGUAAUUAGAUUAGGGGAAUAAUGAAGUUGUUUACUUAUCUGAUGCUUUGCGAUGUGACAG